Messenger RNA from Aspergillus fijiensis CBS 313.89, 738 nucleotides. RefSeq names its product RraA family protein. The transcript has 4 exons. The coding region runs from base 1 to 738 and encodes 245 amino acids. NCBI's taxonomy places the organism in Eukaryota, Fungi, Ascomycota, Eurotiomycetes, Eurotiales, Aspergillaceae. The record is from RefSeq and is a predicted model, not a curated record.
AUGCCAACACCAACCCCCCUCGAAGAAAAGCUACGCAUCCUCCACAACUACUCCGCCUGCGACGUCUCCGAUGCGCUCCUCAAACUCCAAACCCCAGCCCCAGGAGCCCCCGCCCGCGCCGGCCACCUCGCCGACCUAACCCCCUACCCCCACCCCCACCCCCAUCCCCCAAGCCCUAGCACCACCAGAAUCAUCGCCCCAGCCUCAACCAUCAAAUUCAUUUCCAAACACGACGAUAUCCCCGCAGCGAGCAACGACAAUGCGCACACCAUCCCCCCAAACACGCACUGGGUCGACACCGUCGACCCGGACACCAUCGUGGUUAUCGACCAACCCCCAACCCAACACUGCGCGGUCGUGGGCGGGAUCAUGGCGCUGCGCAUGAAGCACCUAGGCGUGAAGGGGGCGGUGGUGAACGGGCGCGUGCGCGACCUCGCCGAGUUUAUGGAGUGUGGGCUCCCUGUGUGGGCGCGGGGGACAUCGACGGUGGGGAGUGGGGCGGAGGCGAAGGCGGUCGCCCGCAAUGUCGCUGUUGAUGUGGGUGGGGUGGUUGUUGAGCCUGGAGAUAUCAUUGUCUGUGAUCCGGUGGAAGGCGUGGUGGCUAUUCCGCGCGAUCUGCUCGAUGCCGUUUUGGAGACGAUGCCCAAGUUGGUGGCGAUGGAUGAUCGGGUGAAGGAGGCUGUGGGGCAGGGUGUCAGUGUGCUCGAUGCCUUUAAGCGGUUUCGUGGGAAGAUUUAG